AUGAAAUCAGCGAAUUUCUCAGGCACAGCAGAAUUCCAUCUCACGGGCCUCUCAGAGGACCCAGACCUGCAGCCCCUCCUCUUUAGACUGUUCCUGUCUGGGUACCUGGUCACGGUGCUUGGGAACCUGCUCAUCAUCCUGGCCAUCAGCUCUGACCCCCACCUCCACACCCCCAUGUACUUCUUCCUCUCCAACCUGUCCUUGGUGGACCUGUGUUUCAUUUCGACCACGGUCCCUAAGAUGCUGGUGAACCUCCAGUCACGGAGUUCGUCCAUCAGUUACUCGGGCUGCCUCACUCAGAUCUGGUUUGUCCUGGUUUUUGCUGGGUUGGAAAAUGGAAUUCUGAUAACGAUGGCCUAUGAUCGAUUUGUGGCCAUCUGUCACCCACUGAGGUACAAUGUCAUCAUGACCCCCAAACUCUGUGGGCUGCUGGUGCUGCUGUCCUUCCUCAUAAGUGCCCUGGAUGCCCUGCUCCACACUCUGAUGGCCCUGCGGCUGUCCUUCUGCGCAGACCUCGAUAUCCCCCACUUCUUCUGUGAACUGGCUCAUAUUCUGAAGCUGGCCUGUUCUGACACCCUCAUCAAUAACAUCCUGGUGUAUCUGGUGACUGGCCUGCUGGGUGUCGUUCCCCUCUGUGGGAUAAUGUUCUCUUACAUUCAAAUUGUGUCCUCUGUCCUGAAAAUUCCAUCUGCCGGUGGGAAGUAUAAAGCUUUCUCCAUUUGUGGGUCACAUUUAAUCGUUGUUUGUUUGUUCUACGGGACGGGCUUUGGGGUGUACCUCAGUUCUACAGCUACUCCCUCCUCCAGGAAGAGUGCCAUCGCCUCCGUGAUGUACACUGUGGUCACCCCCAUGAUGAACCCCUUCAUCUACAGCCUGAGGAACAGGGACAUGAUGGGGGCCAUGAGGAGACUCACCUCUAGAGUAGCAUCUCUCCUUUGA
Messenger RNA from Ictidomys tridecemlineatus (thirteen-lined ground squirrel), 939 nucleotides. RefSeq names its product olfactory receptor 7G3. NCBI's taxonomy places the organism in Eukaryota, Metazoa, Chordata, Mammalia, Rodentia, Sciuridae. Gene Ontology annotation, cellular component: membrane. Gene Ontology annotation, molecular function: G protein-coupled receptor activity; olfactory receptor activity. Gene Ontology annotation, biological process: G protein-coupled receptor signaling pathway. The record is from RefSeq and is a predicted model, not a curated record.